AUGAAUUUGGUUAGAGUUUCAUUCUGUAAGCAGCGCUGCUUCUCUUCCUCUUCAUCUCCACUUCCAUGGAUCUCCCCCCUACAACUCCUAAAACCCAACUCCCAAAAACCAGAUCCUCCUCCGCAACCCUCACUUGCCUCUACUGAGUCUCAAAGGAAACCCAAAUUUAUCUCUCACGACACUGCCAUCAACUUGAUCAAGCGUGAGAAAGAUCCACAACGGGCCUUACAAAUAUUUAACAAGGUGUCGCGGCAGAAAGGCUUUACUCAUAACAGUGCCACCUAUGGAACCAUCCUUCACAAGCUUGCUCAAUCGAAGAAGUUUCAGGCCGUUGACUCAUUACUUCGUCAAAUGAGCUAUGAAACUUGUAGAUUUCAUGAAGGUGGUCUCUGUGAAAGUAGACGACUUAAAGAAGCCAUCGAAUUGUUUGAGGAAAUAGUUGGUAAGGAUCAGAUAUUGCCUGAUGCUUUAACCUAUAAUUUGUUAAUUAAUGGCUUCUGUCGUGAAGGAAAAGUCGAUCGGGCGAGAAAGAUAAUAGAGUUUAUGAAAAACAAUGGAUGCAGCCCUAAUUUAUUCAACUACUCUGCUUUGAUGAAUGGCUUAUGCAAGGAGGGAAGUUGGGAAGAAGCCAAACAACUUUUUGUUGAGAUGAAGAGCACAGGUCUGAAACCUGAUACAAUUGUUUAUACUACAUUGAUGAAUUGCCUUUGUAGGGCUAGUAGAAUCGAUGAGGCGAUGCCAUUGCUUAAGGAAAUGAAGGAAAACAAAUGUGAAGCCGAUGUUGUUACUUUAAAUGUAUUACUUGGUGGGUUAUGCAGAGAAAGUAGGUUCCAUGAGGCGCUUCAGAUGCUCGAGAAGCUGCCAUACGAAGGUGUUUACUUGAACAAAGCAAGUUACAGAAUUGUAUUGAAUGCAUUAUGGCAGAAAGAUGAAAUGGAAAAGGCAGCGAAGCUGUUGGGUCUGAUGUUGGAUAGGGGGGUUUUUCCACAUUAUGCAACAUCGAAUGAGGUGUUGAUUCAGCUUUGUAAAGCUGGAAUGUUAGAUGAUGCAGUUACAGCAUUGUUUGGAUUGGCUGAAACGGGGUUUAAACCAGAACCACAUUGUUGGGAGUUUCUGAUUGAAAUGAACUGCAAAGAUAGGAAAUUGCUGCCUGUUUUUGAACUACUUGAUGAGUUAGUAAUAAAAGAAUGUACUCAUAAUCUUCAUGUUGGUGCUACUUUUGCUUAGCCUCCUAUGCAUGUAAAACUAUCAUUGUUUAGCAUUUGAUUUAAUGAUACGUCCAUGUAUUUUCUCGGUGAUACUUAAAUAUUACCGAAUUAUAAUUUUUUUUUAUUUUUGUCUAAAA
Messenger RNA from Gossypium arboreum, 1345 nucleotides. Its product is annotated as pentatricopeptide repeat-containing protein At5g18475. The record is from RefSeq and is a predicted model, not a curated record. The coding region runs from base 1 to 1227 and encodes 408 amino acids. Lineage: Eukaryota; Viridiplantae; Streptophyta; Magnoliopsida; Malvales; Malvaceae. The transcript has 2 exons. Gene Ontology annotation, molecular function: protein binding.